AUGGAUUUGGAAAUUAAAGGAGUUGCAUCCCCUCGAAGGCAGGCUCAGCUGUCAUCGAGGGAGAAGAAAUGUCAGGGCUGGAGACCAGAGACACGGGCUUCUCGUGGUCCUCGCCCACCAGAGGUGCCAUGCCUAGAUCUAGGAAGGCUGGGAGAUUCUGAUGAGGAGGAUGGGGUCUCUUACAUACCAUAUAGUGGAAGUUACCAUCAUACAUGCCCUCUAGAUGCAUCUUCGGAUAGGAGAGUGACAUUACAAACACCAUAUGCACAGCAUCACCAGGCUCAACAGCAUUCUGAUUUGGAGCAGAAGAUGAUACCAGAAAAUCUACCAUCCCCAGCAGACAGAUAUAAACUGAAAUAUUGUCCGUAUGCAGCAGAUGUGAAGGAAGAAUAUAAACAGUAUUCUCAGACAGUUGUGGAAAAGCAAAAAGAUCACCAUCAGUCUCCAGAAGCUUCAAUAAAGGUAGCCAGAAAAGAGGAUGCACAGCUUGGAGAUGGCCCUAAUGGUGAUCUUACAGCUCUUGAUGAGAAAGUUCUCCUUCAACAGUGCUACACAAGCAAGCCCUAUAAUAUGCAGCACAGUAUAAGGAAAUCAGAAGCUGAGGAUGUUGCAGCAGAGAGGAUAAAACAAGCUGUAGUAGAACAGGUGAUGGUGGAUCAAUUAUCUAGAGCUGUUAUAAGUGACCCAGAGCAAUCCACGUGUGCUGAUGUUUACAAGAAAGCUCAUGGACUUCUGGGACUUGGGGAAGCACCAAUGCGUUUAAGAAGAAGAACGCUGCAUGAAACAAAAAUAAGGACCAAAUCAGGAUUAACUGAAAACAUGCUCUCUAACAAGUUGCGCUUUGAUAGUAGGAUUAUAUCAAGAAAUGGUCGCGAUGCUUGUAGAGAGUUGAUGGGAUUCUUUUUUGCAUGUGACAGUUCCCUUACCGUGUAUGAAUUUCGACAGUUUGGAAAAAAUAGAAAAACUGUCUUGCCUUUCAUUCAGAAGGGAAUUUAUCAACAUCAAUGUGGACAAAGGAAGGGACAAGCUUAUGAUCUUAGUGACUUCUACGUUGGAGCUAACCUGACUUUCAGAAGCUUUGAACAUAACCUUCCAGAGAGUAUUAAGCAGAACCCAGUUCUCACUCUUCGUGUGAUAAGUAUUGAUGAAGCAGCUAUGGAUUUUCUAAAAGCUGCUUUGGAAGUCAAGCGAGAGUGUUCCAAGCAAGUGAUCAAUGAUGACAAAGUUUUCAAGAAGAUUCAAGGUAUGUUCAGAGAGACACUAAGUAAAAGAGGAGUUCGAGUUGUAACAGGCUUAGGAAAGUAUUUCCGACAAGUAGACAAGAACAAAAAUGGUUUGCUCCCUAAGGCAGCCUUUAAAGAAGCUCUAAAAGUAUUCCAUUUGGAAAUGCCAGAAGGGGACUUUGAAUCCUUAUGGCUUAUUCUUGAUGAUAACAAGAGAGAUAAGGUCGACUAUGGAGAAUUUACUCAUGCUGUAUUUGGAGAAAUGAAUGAAUAUAGGAAAGCAUUUGUAAGAAAAGCUUAUAUGAAACUAGAUUUCAACAAAACUGGGAGUGUGCCUAUGGUAGAUAUAAGAAAAUGUUACUGUGCAAAGAAACAUCCUCUAGUAGUGUCAGGCAAAGCUACAGAAGAAGAAAUAACAUCUUCAUUUUUAGAAACAUUAGGAGAGUCCUGCAGCAACCCCAAUGAAGUGUCCUAUUCUGAGUUUGAAGAUUACUAUGAAGGAUUAAGUCUUGGAAUCAUGGAAGAUGAUGAUUUUGCUAAUAUCUUAAGGAACCCUUGGGGAAUUUAGAAUGGAAGAUGACAAAAAUGAAGAAAAGACACUUUCUAAACAAGGAGUGAGUUAAAUAAGAGAGGGUACAGUUUGGAUGUGCAUUGCUUCAUAAUUAGUGUCUGAAAUGGAUCUCAGGGACUGAAAUUUUUAGAUGCUUUCAGACUAAUACAUGGUAACUUCUUAGCAUGUCUGUUGAGCUAGA
Colius striatus (speckled mousebird) is the source of this 1975-nucleotide messenger RNA. It is a transcript of the gene CAPS2, whose product is annotated as calcyphosine 2. The record is from RefSeq and is a predicted model, not a curated record. Gene Ontology annotation, molecular function: calcium ion binding. The transcript is spliced from 17 exons. NCBI's taxonomy places the organism in Eukaryota, Metazoa, Chordata, Aves, Coliiformes, Coliidae. The coding region runs from base 1 to 1791 and encodes 596 amino acids.